Molecule: messenger RNA, 1713 nt
Organism: Linum trigynum
Lineage: Eukaryota; Viridiplantae; Streptophyta; Magnoliopsida; Malpighiales; Linaceae
Source: the annotation of a GenBank genome assembly
CUUGCUAUUGGGCAGGAAAUGGAGGAGCGGGCUAAUCCCAACCCCAGGGCGAGUGAGAAUGUGGAACUGCCUCGUCGUAACCCUAGGGGAUUUCCCAUCCCAUGUUCCCCAAAAUUGCAACUCGACAUGAACAUGCAGUGGAGAGUCAAAGGGAAAGAGAUGCAGGGUGCUGGCCAUGCUCCCCGUGAUUCCAAAAGCUCUCGUAAACCUGGAGUGAUGGGACGGACAGGAGACUGCCAUGAGGAGGGAAAACGGAAACCAUAGGGGCGUGCCAUUCGAGGGAUGGCUCCGCCUAACUCCGCCACGCCUGCGACCGAUCACAGCCUCCCUGUAGAGGUGGAAACCCGGCAAAGGAGACUGUUGUUGGAAGAGGAAUCGGAGGAUGAGGUCUCGCCUAUGUUUGCUUCACUCCAUGGCGGGGGGCGGGCUGGGGAGUUGGCUGCUCUCGAUGUGCCGCGGCCGAGCAAGACUUCCACUGCGAAGCCCGUACAUGCAAGCCCACUUCAGCUGGUCAAGAAUGAGGGCGGCAAGAUGGCGAGGGAACCUGCUGUCACCGCUACCAGGAAAGGAAAACUGAGAAAGAAUAGCUCCCUCAAUUUCCCUCGCAUGCACUCAAAGGCGGUGAAUUUUGAGGAAGGAGCAUGGGUGAAUGUCCCUGUUCGGGAAGGAAUGGUGAAGGCUCCGUCUCUAAUUAAUAGCCUUGAGUCGUCCCUAGAAAAGAAUGUGAGGAUUGAGUUAAUUGAGACUAGUUGUGAAGGCGAUGGGGAUCGCUUUGAGUUGCGAAGUCGGAGGCAGGGUCCGGAUGGAUCGAGCACUGGUCAUGUGCAACAAGUGGUUCGUGCUUUUGAGGCGGGGAUGAGUUUUCAUACUGAUCCCUCCUCCCCCAGGGUGCAAGCCGCGCCUAAUCCGAUUAUUUGCGGGCUUGGGGUUGAGACGUCCUCUGCGUUGACAGGGGAGCUUGGGGAUCUGAACGAGUAUGGAUCCAAUGAUGCUGCCUUGCUGAGCAAAGACAGGAAAAGAGCUUUUCAGGCGGCCGAUGGGGACGAAUGUGAACCCCCUACACCCAAGAAAUAGUUUGUGGAAGAAAAAGAUGCUGCUGAGAUGGUGGAGGAAACAAGCCUAAAAUGGUCCCAAUAAGGUAAAUGAGGCUUCUGGCCUAGAAUGUGAGAGGAAUUGGGUCAUCCCUCACAUUUCAAACUGCUUUGAGUUUAGUACAUUCGAAUAAACCGGAUCUUGUUUUCUUUUCUGAAACACGAGCUCGCCGGAAAUUAGUUUCCCGUCGGUUGCAGGGCCUAGGUUUUGAGUCUUCGAACAUUUUUUUGUGGAUGCUAUUGAAGCAUCUGGUGGUCUUGUUGUCGCUUGGUCCCCCGAAGUUGACGCUUCGGUGUUUUAUCAUUCGGAUUUUAAUAUUGGAAUUCGUAUUAAUGAAUCGGAUUUUUCUUAUGUUGCCUUUUGUGUUUACAUUAGUUGUAACCUGUCUACCAGAGCCACUCAAUUGGCUCUUCUUCGUGACAUUUGUGUCGAGAUUCAACUCCCAUAUGUGGUGAUGGGGGAUUUCAAUACCACCCUACAUGCUCAUGAGAAAGAUGGGGGAAAUGCUUGGAAUAGUGCCCAAUCGAUUAGUCUCCGUGACUUUAUCAUUGAUCUUGAGUUGCAUGACCGUGUCUAUCAAGGGGAUACUUUCACUUGGACUAACAAACGGUUAAGUAAUGC